AUGCAAGGACGUAUAGUGGGUGGUUAUGCACCUGCACCCAAUUCUAUCAAAUACAUAGUCUCAAUACAAACAACCAGAGGGCAGCACUUCUGUGGAGGCUCCUUGAUUAGUAAAUACUGGGUGCUCACAGCGGCGCAUUGUAACCAAGGGCUAGACAACAUGUUGAUUGUGGCCGGAGACUACUCUCUGAGCAUGUACGAGGGCACAGAGCAGUUCUUUAUUCCUCACCUACUGAUUCCACAUCCUCAGUACAGCAGCAAGACAAACAACGCAGACAUCAUGCUGAUCAAGCUGAGGUCCCCAGUGUACCUGAACAGCUAUGUGUCCACGGUCCCACUGCCCCGUCAGGGCGCAUCUGUGGCGGAGGGCAGGGUGUGCCGGGUGUCUGGCUGGGGAUUCACCAGCACCAACGGUGGCAUGCCCUCCACCCUGCGCACGGUCCAGCUGCCCAUCGUUUCCACAGCCAAAUGCAACAGCAGUGACUCUUUCAAUGGCAACAUCACCUCCGACAUGCUGUGUGCUGGCUACAGCGAUGGAGGGAAAGAUGCCUGCAAGGGGGACUCUGGGGGUCCUCUGGUGUGUGAGGGGCGUGUCUACGGCCUGGUCUCCUGGGGGAGAGGUUGUGCUGACGCCCAGUACCCUGGGGUGUACACAACUGUGUCAAAUUUCCGCAAGUGGAUUGACCGGACCAUAUUCAGCUACUACAGCAGGUGCAUCACGUAUUAACGCACAGUGUUUCUGAAACAUUACACGUCUUGAACUUGAAACACAUGUUCCUAACACACAACACAAUUCCCAGUUUGAUGUAGCUUGUAACUUGUUCUAAUAUAUUUCACCGUUUCCGAAUUGUGCACAAUAAUCGACCUGGGUUAAUUCUCAAGCUUGAAUAUUUAUAAUUUCAUGUUAGAUAGGUUUUCUUUUUAACUUUUAUACGACAAUAGGUCAGCAUACAGUACUUCCUUAUGCUGUGGAAGCAACUGAGUACAUGUAGACCAUCCACCCAAGGUGCCAUAUUGUUAUUUGUAGUGCCCAGUAAAACCUAGUAUGUAUAGUAGAUCCACUUCUAAGAACCUAGUAUGUAUAGUAGAUCCACUACUAAGAACCUAGUAUGUAUAGUAGAUAGUAGCUAUGACGACCAUACAAACACCUAGCAUUUGACCUGUGACAUCGCUUUUGGUGACAAAAUAUAAAAAUGCCAAGCCUGGUUCAUUUACGUAACUACGUACUGUAGUGUUCAGCCAGCCUCACGUAGUCCACACUUAAAGCACCUUUCAGUUUUGGAGUUGAGUGAAUGUACUGUAUAGAGCUAUAAUGUACUGCCUAUGGACUGAAAAGGCUGAAAUUGUUAGUCUUUCAAACAAUAAAAUAAACUUUGUGUUGUUGUGUUUUAUAAAAUAAAAAACUACCAAUUCAA
Messenger RNA from Osmerus eperlanus (European smelt), 1414 nucleotides. RefSeq names its product trypsin-3. Gene Ontology annotation, molecular function: serine-type endopeptidase activity. Gene Ontology annotation, biological process: proteolysis. The transcript is spliced from 4 exons. The record is from RefSeq and is a predicted model, not a curated record. NCBI's taxonomy places the organism in Eukaryota, Metazoa, Chordata, Actinopteri, Osmeriformes, Osmeridae. The coding region runs from base 1 to 726 and encodes 241 amino acids.